CGACACUGUUCACCUCCACUCCGCAGACUCCGGUCGGUCAGGCGCCAUCGCCCUCCUCCCCCGCCUCCCUCCGCGGCCAUGGCAGCCCGAACCCCGCUGGACGACGAAAACCUCCUCGGCGAGAUCCUCCUCCGCCUCCCUCCGCUGCCGUCCUCCCUCCCGCGCGCCUCCCUCGUCUGCAAGCGCUGGCGCCGCCUCGUCUCCGACCGCCGCUUCCUCCGCCGCUUCCGCGCCCACCAGCACCGCAAACCCCCGCUCCUCGGCUUCUUCUUCGAGAGGCACACGGGGGUCGCCUUCGUCCCCACGCUCGACCCGCCGGACCGCAUCCCCGCCAAGCGCUUCUUCCUGCCGCACGGCCGCGGCGGCGACGACUGGCUCUUCUGCGGCUGCCACCACGGCCUCGCCCUCCUCUACGAAGUGGUCCGCCAACAGGCCGUCGUGUGGGAACCCCUCACACGCCACCGCCGCACCGUGGCUUUCCCACCCGCCGGUUUCGACCACGUAGGAAACGCCGCGGCCCUCUGCGCAUCCCGCGAAGCCGGCCAUGUCCACGGCGACUGCCGCUCCAGCGCAUUCAAGCUGGUCCUGGUCCGCACCACCGGCACCCACGCGCUCGCCUGCGUCUACGAUUCGGGAUCCGCUGAAUGGGGCAACGUGAUCACAUCACCAAUUACAGAUAGAGCGGGCGGCAUCUGCUGGGUGAAGCCCAGCACCCUCGUCGGGAACACGCUCUACUGGCUGCUCUCUGGACGCAACAUCCUCGGGUUCGAUUCUGAGACGCACAGCCUUUUCGAGAUCCAGAAGCCGGCAGAUGCUCAGUACAAGGGCUACGAUUACUCCAACAUCCAGGUCCUGCGGACAGAGGAUGGCGGCCUAGGCCUCGCCAUCUUGUCAGGACCCAGCUUGCGACUGUGGGCGAUGAGGUCCAACUCUGAUGGCGGUUUUCUGGGAUGGGCGGUGCAGAGAACCCUUCAGCUCGACAAGCUCCUCUCGCUGCUGCUGCCUCGGAGGAAGGAUCAAGGCGUGAUGAUAUGGGGCUAUGCUGAGGAGAGUAACGUGCUCUUUGUAUCUGCAGAGCCUGAUAUUUUCAUGAUCCAGCUUGACUCGAUGCACUUCAAGAAUCUUAGGGGAACUGUUCACAUCACCAGAUUGUAUCCAUACUCAAGUUUCUUUGCUGCAGGCAGGGUAAUUGGCGGUAGAGAUGAUGUAACUGAGAUGUUGAACAAUGCAUGACAUAUUUCUCCUAUUAGAUCUGCUAAUGUGUUGUGUCAGGUUUGCGGAGUUGUUUGACAGCCAGCAAGGUGAAGAAAUAACAUCCUGGUGCAGUUCCAUUCCUUUUUUGGGCCACCGACGUACUGAUAUCUUGUUCCAUGUGGAUGCCAUGAUCUUCCACUACUCAUCCUUGAUAUGAAACAUGUUGAAAGUGUUAUCUAGCUCGCUGGAAUUCAGUGGUGUUUCUUUUAGAGGUGAUAAACCUGCAGAAUUUAACUUGUUCAUUGAAAUUCACCAAGUAGCUUUUAGAAGAUGCAAAAUGUGGCGUUAUGUGGUUUUAUUUUUUGAGAUGCACAAGUCCAACUGGUAUCGUGACUCUCUAAGUGUUGCAGUAGUGUUGAUUCUCUGCUGGUUAGCACUGGCUAGUCAGUGUCCACCGUUUGAA
Molecule: messenger RNA, 1657 nt
Organism: Lolium perenne
Lineage: Eukaryota; Viridiplantae; Streptophyta; Magnoliopsida; Poales; Poaceae
Molecular function (GO): protein binding
Source: RefSeq, a predicted model, not a curated record